UUUAUGUUAUUUAUGAUAACCCGACCGUCACUUUUUAUUGUAUCUAAUUUCAGGUUUUUUUUUUAACAAAAACAAAAGAUUUAAUAAUAUUCCUUAAACGUAUUUUGUUACUUCGAUACAUUGGUGUUUUUUUCUAAGAACUGGGCGGUGCGUCGACCGAUUUUUGUUUUGUUAAGGACCCUUGUUGGGGGGAAGUGGGGAGUUGGUUCCCUGACCGCCUUGCAGCGGUUCGUGCAGGCGUACGUCGUGAAUGUGAGGGGGAGGGGUUGUGCGUGUACGUAAUGUUUAGAUGAUGAUAUGUAUAUGGCGUUGAAAGAAAUUUACAUGUCCCGCCAUUUCAUAAAGGUUUUAAUCUUUAUUGUCAAGUGAUAUACAUCGUUAAUCGUCAAGAGUAAAGAAGUGUUCUUAAAAGUUAUGUGAUUGUAAGUGUUAUUACUGUGAAUAUUCUCGUACAUACAUAAUUUUGGACCAACUUGCAAGGGUGUUCAGUAAAUUGUCCAUCAUCGUGAUAUCUCGCCUCCCACCGAAACAAUCAGAGUUCAAUUGCUGUUGGAAUCAAACUCAAGAUUUUUCUCAAAUUAUAAAAAUGGCGAAUGCUGCCUCGAGCCUGUUGAAUAUUUGAGGGGUUGAGCUCUUCAGAGCAACAAGGGGCGUGGUGAUGAAAGUGACCAGCUCCCUUGCGUUCAGACUGAAGCUCCUGUACUCGGUUGGCUUCUGUGUGUGGUACUUCAGGCGCGUGAGGAGGAAGCAGGGAAAGGACUAGUGAGCGUCUGGGGCUUGCCUCUUGUCUGGCCACCAUGCCAUUCGCCAAGCUGUCUCGGGACGCCAGGUUGGUGAAGGAGGAUGCCAGACCAUCCAAAGACAGUUCUUCGAGCCAGAGCACCCAAGAAACUACAGCCAGGGCCAUGAGAGCUCGGACCAGAAAAUCUAAUUUUCCUGACAUCGGCACCACCAAGCUGAAGAAAAAAAAGAUGUCUGACGAGGAAGAAUGCAUUAAGACAAAUUUUGCAAAUCAGAGCAAUUUGAGAGUUUAUAAGAAAAAAGUUGUAGUUAGUGCUAAGCAAGAUGAAAGUGCAAGCAGAGUCACAAUAGCGUGUAGCGGGGGCAGGCCUGGGACUUCUGCAUGUUCUGAAGUGGAGAAACGUGCGAGUGAUGGCGUUGCUGUUGAAGUGAACGGUGAGUCCUCCACAUCAACGUUGUCUCUGACGGGAUCAGCAUCCGAGAGUACGGCAGUUGCACCAACUACUGUAGUUCCUACACCUGUUAACGUGAUGCUAAUGCCAUCCUGUCCGACCAGUAUGCCUGCUCCAAGCGUAGCAUCGCCUGCUCCAAGCAUAGCAUCACCUGUGACAUUGCUUGCUGGCGAGCGCCUUCUACCAACCAAACCAUCAGCCGCGACUCUAGCAGUGUGUGUUGCACCUGAACCAUCUCGAGAUGCUCCAGGGACAUCUUCCGAAUGCUCCAGUUUGACUGGUGCCAGUUCUUCCACUUCUCUUAGGACAGUCCCUCAUCUCAUCACCAGGCGAGUCGAACAAUCGUCUGAUAACCACAAAGCGAAGUUGUCCACCAAUGAGAAAGCUACUGAUGAAUUGGAAGAAGAAAUCUUGCUUGGCAGUGGCACAUCUGUGUUGCUCAGUAUAGAGAAGAAGGUUUCAGCUAUUGAGCAGAAUGGCAUUGAUAAGUCCAAGACUGAGGAAGAAGCACAGGCUUCCACGUCACCGUGCGGGGAGGCGGCCGCAGAAGGGGACAGCCCCUCGAAGGAGCCGCCCGCGGCGGAGGAGAGCGAGCUGGAUGCUCAGGAGCGUGACGGCGUGGCCAAGUGCGAGGACUCCAAGGACUCCAAGGAAGACAAGCCGGACUUGCUCGAGGAUGCCCUGUCCACCUCUGGCAUCGUGGACGAGUCCCACCGGAGCAGCUUGCGGCUGGAGCGACGCCGCAGCUGGCGUCGGACGAUACCCACGCUGCAGCCGCCCAUCAGACGCGACCAGUUCUGCUGGACCUGCCACAAGGACAUCAAGGGGCAGAAGAAGAGCCAGGGGAAGCGGGCGGAGGAAGGCAAGGCCCUGGAGCAGCCCUUGCUGGUGAGCUGUGUGGCGUGCCCUCGCAUAUACCAUGCUCGCUGCGUCAAGAACGUCUCGUCUCGCACCGUCACCACCACCGACAACAACGUCAUGGAACUGAAGCUCUGCAUGGAGUGCGAGAGGAUAGUGGAUCAGGACGGCAGCUCAAACGAGAACGAAUUAAUGCGCAAGAUGUCAGUCGGGCAACUGAAGGCUGUUCUCACUUAUGCCUUGGAACGAGUCAUGGCAGCAGAUGGGUCAAAACACUUCAUGGAUCCCGUGGAUCCUCUCCAGCAUCCAGACUACUUGGAGUUCAUUGUGAACCCAAUGGACCUAAGUACAAUAAGGAGGAAGCUCAAGUUUUCAGAGUACACCUGCACGCAUGCAUUUAUCGUGGACUUGAAGUGGAUCGAGCAUAACUCUGUUAUAUUUAAUGGCGAACGUUCUAUGUUCACCACAUAUGCAAAAAUGAUGUUGAGGUGUGGCAAAGCAGAAGUUGAGAGGAUUGAAGCAUGUCCAGAUUGUUUUAGUAAUGCUUACAACUGUGGUGAAAACUGGUUUACAGAAGUUUGUAGGCGGCCUCAUGUGCUAGUGUGGGCGCAGAUGAAAAGCUGGCCGUCUUGGCCAGCGAAAGUAAUGUCUGUGAAGAAGGACAAAGUGGAUGUUCGUUUUUUUGGGGACCACAACCGCUCUAGGCUCAGCUUCACUGACUGCUACCUGUACAACAAGCACAUUCCUCAGUUGCCCCGUAAGAAGAAAAUAAAGGAUUCGUUUAAGAAAGCUCAGCAAGAAACAGAGUCUCACAUUGAGAAGUUGGAAUAUAAGUAUGGCCCAUUCAAAUAUGCAGAUCCUGAAGCUCGUUUCGACCCGCCAGUUAUUGAGAAAUUGCUGCAACUGCAGCUGUCGCAGUAUGAGCCGCUGCAGGACAGCAAGCCGGUGAGGUCUGCGAGGAGGAAGCGAGAUAGCACGAGGUCCUCUAGACAUCAGCCCAACAAGUCCCAGGCCCCACAGCAGCAGCAGCAGCAGCAGCAGCAGCAGCAGCAGCAGCAGCAGCAGCAGCAGCAGCAGCAGCAGCAGCAGCAGCAGCAGCAUCAACAACUGCAGCACUGCGACGUGACAGGUGGAGAGAAUCGCAGUGGUGUUGUACCUGAGAGUGAUAAGAAGAGCAACCCUGCUGUGAUAACAGACCCUGAGAGCACUGAGCAGUCAAACCAAGCUGAGGUCGAGAAAUUCACUGCUCCUUUAUCAGACCGCGAUGACUCUCGUGUGCCUGGUGAUGCUGAGGUCGAAGGAGAAACAACGGUCAGUGAAAGUGAUGUGGAGUGCAGUGGAGUUGAAAACAACGUUCUUGCGGAGCCUGAAAGCAGUAAUGUCGCAGGAGAUGGUGGUGUAAUUACAGUUACUGGAAAUGUGGAAGGUGAAUUAGAAGGGAGAGCAGGAAAUGGCACAGAUGCCGAGGUGAUGGAUGAAGACUUCACAUCUGAAAGAGAUUUGGGAGGGUUAGAAGACCACCCGAUCUCUGAUGAAAUCUGUCGGACAGGUACCAGCAGUUUGACUGAUGAAGAAUUGUCUACAGAAAUGUUGCAGACAGAGUCUACUGAAGAGGAAAGCCCUUUUCUUGGUGUUGGCAAUGAUACGUCAGAUGUAGAUAGUUCACUGAUUGAAGAUGAUGGUGACAAUGACAACGAUGGAGGCGAGGAGAAAAGUGUUAAUUCAGUUCAGGAUGGUGAAAGAGGAGCAGAUGUAAUCUGUCCGGCUGAUAGCCCCAAUUCUCAAAGCAUCACAGGGGAAGAGACUCUAGACAUGCUGUACAGCACCAGGCUGCUACCAGAAAUAGGCUGUGACUAUGAUGGGCUUGAGUACGAAAGUGACAGCCAACUUACAUCCAACUCAUCGGGGUGUGAGAGUCCUCCCAUUGCUGAUACUCAGCCUGAUAAAUGUGAUAAUGAUAAUGUGAUCUCUGCAAACACCACGGGAGAUUUGUUAGAAAAAACUAUGGGUAGUUGUAAAGUCAGUGAUUCUGUUCUUCACACUGACAAUUUAGAUGAAAGGAUUGCUGAGAAUUUUGAUUUGUUAGAAGAAGCUUGGAGUAGUUGUAAAGUCAAUGAUUCUGUUCUUGGUAGUGACAUUGUAGAUAAAAGGAUUCCUGGGAAUUGUGAUUUAAGAGAAGAUACUGGGGGUACUUGUAAAUAUAGUGAUUCUGUUCUUGGUACUGACAGUAUAGAUGAAAGGAUAGCUGAGAAUUGUGAUUUACUGGAAGAAGCUGGGGGUAGUUGUAAAGUCAGUGAUUUUGUUCUUGGGACUGACAAUGCAGAUGAAAAAAUUACUGAGAACUGUAAUUUACUGAAACAAGAGUGCAGUGCAACUGAUAAGUUGUCUUCAAAUGAAUCUGUUUUCACCGAAGAGGCUUUAGAUCCAAUGAAAUGUGUUGUGGCAGUGUUUCAGGAUGAUGGUGGGACUAAAAAAAAGCCUGAAAGUUUUUCUCCACAAGUGGAAUUUAAAAAAUCGGUAAUUAUGGAGAAUGUAUCAUCUGAAGGUAGCUGUGCAGUGAUUGAUAAACAGACUGCAGAUGGUGCCAAGUCAGUGUCUGAUAUUCCAGCAGACAUUUCUAGCCCAGUGAAACUUUGUGAAAAUUCAUCCAGUCCAUCUCCUGAAAGUUUGUUACAGAGUCAAAAUAUAAUUACUGCCACGUCAUCAAUUCCAGGAAUUCUACUACCUAUACCUGAUGCAUUGCUGAUGCCUAACACACUGGCAGUCCCUGAUGCUUUGUCUAGUUCUAAUACCUUGUCUAAUCCUGAUGCAUCGUUGCCUGUUCCUGAUUCAGUGCUUGUCCCUGAUCCAUUACCUGUUCCUUAUCCAUUACCAGUUCCUGAUCUAAUGCCUGUUCCUGAUGAUUUGCCUGUUUCUGAUAAAUGCCCCAUUAUUACGGGUAAAUUGCCAGUUCCCUGUCCAGGGAUCAUUUCUGAUACAUCACCAAUUUCAAAUGUGCUGCCCAUUCCUUGCACUGUACCUGUUUCAGACACUUUGCCUGUGUCUAACUUGUUGCCCGUUCCCGGUAGAAACAUGUCCGUAAAUGAAGAACCUUCAUUAAAGAAAUUUACAGGUAACACACCCCCAAAACGUUCACAAUCACCUUUGCCCUCUCAGAACUCAUUUCCUACUGCAAGAGUCUCUACCAUCCCACCACAAAGAACACCACUGGAGCCGAAGUCUCGGACAUCUCCAUCGAAGGCUGACUUAACACUUUCACAGCCAACCAUGAAGCAAGGAGCGAUUUCGCGACUCACAACAACUAAGGAAUCCCUACCUCUGCCAGCAUCAGGGUCUGGAGAUGAUCUUUUGUCAGCAGAUGGAAGUAACGGUUCCAUUGGCUCGCCAGUGCUUGAGCAAGUCUCUGAACCAUCAUCACACCCCCAGCUUGGGGAGGUUUUCGAAUCGAGCCAUGCCUGUCUGGGAGACUCCGACUCUGCACACUUGCCUCGUAAGAAGUGCCGGUUAUCAACAGAGACACAGGAGCGUUGCAGCACGAAACCAUAUGAACUGAAUAGCUCUUCGAACUCUGAGUCAGAGUGUUCUUCACGCAAAUCCAAACGACACUGUGGAGAGCACAGGUUCUCACAGAGUCCAAUGGAAUGUGAUGAGCAGUUGUCAGCCAGAAGUUUAGAGACGGAACCUGAGCAACACCAUAACAAGGUGCAGGCAUCAGAGUGGAACAGCUCCCUGGCAGACGAGUCAAGUCAGUCGCCUGAUGAAUCGAGUUGUUCGCCCGAGGCUCCGUGCGCGACGGACAGACUGAAGUCUCCCUCGUCUGCGGAACGGCCCUCGUUGGACACAACCAGCUCGCCCCUGGCUGCUGGGGCAAGUGUGCCCUCGCAAGUUGGUGUGGCUCUGGCGGGCUACAGGCAGAAUGGCUCGUGGGAAUCUGGGCAUUGCCGCCCUGUGCGACACAUAGAUGAUGACAACGAAGACUUGCGCUUGAUGAUAAGCUCUUUUGAUCAGGCCAUUGAAGAGUGGAAGCGAAAUUCUCUUGUGCCCGUAUUCAAAAGAAUAAUUGGGAAUGUGUACGAAAGGACGGCGCCUGAAGAAUACUGCAAUGACAGUCAACACCAAGAACAGCUGAAGGAGCUCCAACUAGCACAGAGCCACCACGUGAAGGAGGUGAAGGCGGUGUACACCCGGAAGAUGAAGUCGGUGUUCAAGCUGGUGCACAAGCACGUGUCGAACGUGACGGCGAAGGCCCGCCAGGAGGUGGAGGCGGCGAGGGAGGCGGCGAGGGAGGCCGCCAGGAGCCGGGAGGCCCUGGAGGCGAGGAUCGAGAGCCUUGAGCAGCAGUUGGACGAGUCGAGGGGCGUGGUGUGGUGUGCCACCUGCCGGCGGAGCCGGUCCACCUUCCUGUGCUGCUCCCAGUCCGGCUACUGCUCCGAGGCGUGCCAGGUUGCUGACUGGCCUGACCACAGCCAGAACUGCACCUCCAUCAACCCCCGUUCCAGUCUGCAGUCCUCCACGCUGCCCCCCUCACCGACCGAGGGGGAGGACCCGGACAGCGCCAGCAACAACGGCGAGGUGCGCAUGUCGUCGGGCAAGCGCAAGCGGUGCGGGCGUUGCGACGGCUGCAGGGUCCCCAACAGCUGCGGCACCUGCGGCCCGUGCCGGAACCGCAGCCGCACCCACCAGGUGUGCAAGCUGCGGCAGUGCGCAGUGCUCAUGUCGUCCCGCAAGAGGAGCGCCAAGAGGCCGCCACAGUCUGCAUCCAUAAACGACUCUUCCUCAAACUACGCGCCAAGUCCCGGCUCGUUCUACACGAUGGCCGGGAUGUCAUGCGGCCCUUCGACCGUUGGCAACUUCACCCCGCCAAAUUUAAUGCCGGGCUUCCCGCCUAACGCCUACCAGCCGGCCAUGAUGUACGACCAGAUGAGCCAGAUGCAGUCGCCAGGCAUGUACGAGCAGCAGAGCAGGUACCCGGUGGGGGCUUCGCAGCUGGGGCCGCCCGGCGGCUACCACGACUCCGGCCCCUCGUCGGACAUGCCCUGUGCCCCCGUCGAUGUUCCGAGCAGCGCGCCUCCUGCUUCGGUCACAGUCCACCUGAACAAGACCCAGUCCGUGGAUCGGCCCGGCAACGGCUCCAAAGUACUGAAGGAGUCCUUGGAGCGCGAGAUGGUGAUUCGCAGGCUCGUGCCCAUUGGCCGUGCCGCCGACGGGAAUUGCCGGCAGGGCCAGAUUCCUCCCGAGGUCUUAGAGAGGCUGGUCCCCGUGCGGACUCGCGGGAAGAACCCCGGAUCCGUUCCCCGCGGCGCGGAGCCGUUUGCGGAGUGGCACGACGGUGGCCCGAGGCCCGCCGCGCCCGGCCCCCAGUUCCAGCCGGUGCCCGGCUACAGCCAUCAGUGCCACCCGGACGAGCUGGAGCCGCCCUCCGCUGACGGCAGUGGCGAGCAGUGGCCUCCCGACUGCGAGGACCCGCUUGCGCCCAGCGAGGACUGCAAGCCCCUCUACCCCAGGUAGCCCCGCGGUGCUGCCAGCUGCACCGGACAGUGAGUGCUGGAGAUGGUACAAUCAUCAUUACAUACAAGUAUUUUUGUUAAGAAAGAAGAAAGUGUAAGCAAAAAGGAAAAUUGUGCAAUUGUGCCGCCACCACCACCACCACCACCAAACACCCCCCCCCCCCCCCCCCCCCCCCCCCCCCCCCUUUCUUCCAUUGAGACUUAGUUCCGAAAUGUAAACUGUAUGCAGUGUUUACUUCUAGAGGCUAGCAUAUUGAAACGUGUGUUAAGACAGUGCUUUUUUUUUUGUGGUGGAGUUGAGAGAGUUUUAGAGUUUAAAAAAAAAAAUUUAGAUUUUUUAUACUGUCAUUAAUGUGUUGUUUUUUUUUUUCUGGCACACAAUUUUGACGGUUGUGUGGGUUUUGUCUGAGCAUGUUAAGAAAGGAAAUUUGAUGUUUGGUUUGUAAUCACUAAACUCGAAUGAAUUACAUCUUUAAAAGUUUGAUGAUUUACAGAGACAAAGUCUUUACGUAAUUAAAUACAUUGCGAUAAAAUUUCAUUCCCCUAACAUUUUAGCAGUCUGCAAUAAAAAAUUGACUUUCUUGCGUAAAAUAAUUUCACACAUACCUAAAACCCUUUGCUAUUAAUUUUAGGGAAAUAAGUUAGUGUAUGGAUUUUAACUAAUAAUAUUGAAAUAAUUUAUUUUAUUUUGACAAGUUUGCUUUAUUAUUGGUGUGAAAACAAUGAAGUUGAUUUUAAUAUGGAUAAUAAUUAGAAUACUAUUCUCGUAAAUAUAAUUUGUUGUAAAUGAAAAAAAUAAUGUAAUACCUGCAAGUUGAAACAGUGUUUGUAAAAAUUUGUACUAUGUAUGUAUAAUAUAUUUGUUUUUCUUAAUUUUUAUCACAUUGAAAACCUUGCAAUAUAUUUUGUGUUUAUUGACACUUUACCUGUCUUGAUUCACAUAUUCAAUGAGUAAUUUCAUUGUAAUUUAUCUUUAUACAUAAAUUAUACAAUGGAACCUUGCUGAUACCAGUACAGGAUGUUACGAGAAGUCCAAAAUUAAGAAUGUUUUGAAAUGCACUGUUAGUUGAGUUUAGAAACCAAGGUACAUUUGUACGAUACUCACGAGUUAUUUACUCUGCCUCUUUAAAAAAAACUAUGUACAUUUUUGGAAGGUGUGAAAAUCUAACUUUGGACUUGUAUUGCAUCAUCUGUUUUGAGUACACAUUACGAGAAAUUCUUUGUAUUUGUAAGGUUCCACUGUGUAUUGUUUUUUUUUUUUUUUUUUUUUAAGGUAUGGCUUUUUGUCUGGAGAUUGGAAAUUACUAUGGCAUUUGUUCAUUUAGUCUUCAAAUGUUUUAAUGUUCAUAUAUAUAGAUAAUAAAUGUUUUUUUA
Molecule: messenger RNA, 8932 nt
Organism: Bacillus rossius redtenbacheri
Lineage: Eukaryota; Metazoa; Arthropoda; Insecta; Phasmatodea; Bacillidae
Product: MYND-type zinc finger-containing chromatin reader Zmynd8-like
Exons: 18
Coding region: 798-7559 (2253 amino acids)
Cellular component (GO): cytoplasm; nucleus
Molecular function (GO): zinc ion binding; transcription corepressor activity; DNA binding
Source: RefSeq, a predicted model, not a curated record